Formica exsecta is the source of this 3921-nucleotide messenger RNA. RefSeq lists its product as uncharacterized. The transcript has 5 exons. The coding region runs from base 1127 to 1855 and encodes 242 amino acids. NCBI's taxonomy places the organism in Eukaryota, Metazoa, Arthropoda, Insecta, Hymenoptera, Formicidae. The record is from RefSeq and is a predicted model, not a curated record. Gene Ontology annotation, biological process: G protein-coupled receptor signaling pathway. Gene Ontology annotation, cellular component: neuron projection; membrane.
GGGAGACGGUCGCAGUAGAACGCCGUAGCGCGAGUCAGACAUGCGCGCUCGGCGCAGGGCGGCGCGCGGCAGUGAAAGAGCUCGAGGGCGAAACCCACGUUUUAGUCUGUCGCGUGUGUUGCUACGGCACAUAUAGUAUCACCUCGCCCUCGCCGCUGAGAGCUCUCGGUGCUUUGUGAUUUGUAGGUGAGAGAUGCCGUGAGAGGAGAGGAAGCGCACGCGAGAGUCGCGCGUGCAUUCACGAGAGAUCGUGCGCGAAUUCCAUGACAUCGUCCACCUCAUCGCAGGGCAUCGCGAGAUGAUGAUGAGGACGCGACGGGAUGUUGUCGCGCGACGUCGUCAAUCGUCACGGAUCACCGCGUAAACCUAAAUUCCGCUCGUAAAAUUCCCCCGUUCACGUCAUCACACGCGGAUCUCAGUUCGACGUGCGUCCCGACACAUCAGAUUUAAUCAGAACGUUUUCGACGAGAGAUACAGUUGCAACCUGCGCGGGUAAUCCGAAUUGCAAUUUAUAUAUAAUAUUCAUCUCGUUAUAGAAAUCUUCCGUACAGUUCGAUAUCGGCGAUAAAUCUCAUCGUUGAGAUCCACUCUCUCCCGAGACUAGCGAUUCGAUCUUACGAAAAAUAUCGCCGAUUCGUGCAAGGUUUAACGCAAAAAAAAAAAGGUGUAUACGCGAUCUUAUAUCAACGCUAUAUUCGAUUAGAAUAUGUCGCACAGGUCUUUGAAAAAGCACACGAGGGGAAAAGGUCGAGUACGCUGCGGCGACCGCACCGCUCCGAUGCCCGAGAGAUGACUAUACUACUGCCGAGAAAACGAUAAGCCUAUUAUCAGCCAGCUUUAAGUGACGCGAGAUUGAUCGCGUAAAAAUAACCAGCGCGCGGCACAAAAAAAGAAAGAAAAAAAACGUUGGCGGGAAUGCGCGCCAAGUACACUUUGCGACUGCGGCGGCGAUUAUAUCGGUGCACCCAUCGCACCUUUGCAGCGUAACUCGAGAUUGACUUCCGGUCGACCGGUAUGCGUCCCGCGUGGCCUCGCUACGCGUCGCGGAUCGAAAAUGCUCGCGGGUAUCAUCAUCGUUGUGUCGAGUGAUGACCAUUGGCGAGCGAGUUGUCCGUAACAAGAUCAGAUGAUGACGGAUUCCCCGACACCAUCGACCAGCAGACAUCACGACGAUAAAUGCGACAAGCCCGAGAAAAGCGAUAAGACGGUGUUCCUGCAAAUCCAGGACAUAAACAGCCAGGUAGCGCAAUUUCGGGAUUUACUCAUUAAUAUCGGACAACCGCGCGAUUGUCCGGAACUACGAGAGAAAAUACGAAGGCUACGUCGUAAUUGCGUGGAGGCUUGCAAGAGCACCUCUCAGCUGGUACUGCCGCAUGUGCAGAGCGCUAUGGACGUUGGAAUACCGGUGGACAGUCCAAAUUUAGUGCUAUUAUUUUACGUGGUACAACUAUUUCUACGCGAACUGCACAAGAGCAAGAAUCUUAUACGAAUCAUACCCAUGGAUAUGUCCGGAUAUUAUGAGAGCCGCGCUGGUCCCUCGUAUAUCGGCAAUGUGGUCUCGCAGAUCCUCCUAUGCAAACAGAUCAGGCCGGAUUUCAACGAGGAGGAGCUCUGCAGCAUCCGAAAGGACUCGGAAGAGAUCGGUCAGCUGAUAUCGGAGCUACAAGAAUUCAUGCCUCAAUCCGAAGCUGACACGGAGAAACCUGUGGCCCUUCAUAGCGUUGGAAACAAAAUCAAUCGGAACAAUGGAACACGAAGGAUGCACCGAUGGAGCAGCAACAGAGACCGACAAUCGUCCUAUUUCCGCAGCGGCUUUAGAUUUUUAUGCUGCGCCGCGAGCACUAAUUAUGUUUAACGUAUAAUUCGUUUUUAUUGAUUAAAAGAUCAUAUAUUUUCGAUUAUAUGUGAAAAUAAUUACUAUACACCGAUACUUUUGCAAUGAUUCCGAUUAUACAUCUCGUAAAAUAACGUUGACGUUAACGGCACUUCGCUUCGUAAACGUAUGAAAAAAAAGGUCCAUUUGUAAAGUACUCAUACUUCAAGUAUUCUGUAUAUAAUUAUGCAAUUAUUUAUUCCCGACAGAACUCAAAGUUGCGAUUCUCUCUUAUCAAAACUUUGAUAUAUCACGUCUUUAUUUUUAUCGUAAUUUUUGCUGGGUAAAACUUUUGAUAUUACGCGCGUUUAUUAAUCGUAAUCUUUCAAAAUUUUGCGAUCUCUUUCUUUAAUUCGUCAUUGAUAAACUCAUCUCUUUUAGAUCAUGAUUUAUAAAAAAUAGCAGAUAACGAUAAAAUGUCAACAAUAACGCCGGAAAAACACGUCGAGGCCUAAUCGAGGCCUAAACCUAUCCUACUUGAGAGAUAUCCUCGAAAUAAACUUCUAACAUAUAGCUGGUGACAAUCAAAGAGUAGGAGCUCGAGACUCCAAUGCCGAAAGUUAUUAGGAAGUCGCACCAUAAUGAACACGAGUUACGGACGGAUGAGCACGAGGAUAAAGAAAAGAGGGAAUUUCAGCUUCACUUUUUACACUUCUCAGCAAGAAUUCUAGUGGCACUUGAUACUCUUCCCAUUUUUUUGAACGCCCUUCUAUGCUCUUCUCAGAAUUCGCUGCCAUACUAAAUUUCCAAGUCGCGGAACAAAAGGCGCUCUAGUGCCAUAGGGAGGAGGGAGGAGAAGCCCUUUAUUCAAGUCCGCUAAAAUCCUUUAAUUAAUCCUACUACUAACAUUGUUCCAAAUCUCAUUUGAAUCUCCCUAAAUCAUAUUUCUUACGUUAAGUGCUAACGCGCCAAUUCUCCCAAUUUAUCCCAUUUAGAUCUUUCAACGCUUGUGUUAAUUUUAAUCAAAGAUUUCGACUCGAAAUACUCAUACUCGUAAUCAAAGUUAGUUAAUAUUAAUCAAAUCCAAAUCUUUAAAUUCUAUAUGAGAAAUCUAGACGCGAAUAUAUUACAUUCAAAUAUAUAGAAUCGUCAAAACAAUGUGUCUAUGUCAAGUCAAAGCGGUAGCGGUAUAUUGUGGAACAAUUAUGUCCUAGCAUAUUUACAAGUGAGUGGACCAACCUCGAUCUAUUUAUAAUGCGCGAUGGGCACACACGCAAUGUAGUCUUCUAGUAUGCGUGUUUCGCAUAUAUCAUAUAAUACAGGAUGUCCCAAAAUCACCGAAUGUUCCUCUAGUAGCAAAUUCUUUGGCUAAUUCGAAAACGAUUUUUUUUUAGCGAAAAUAUCGAGAUAUCAAUAAUUUUUGAAUUAUAAACGAUUAAAAAGAAAGGGCUUUUUACAAGCUAAAAUUUGUAAAAUUAAAAGAUUAAAAAAACUAUAUUUUUUAGUUAAUUUUAGUUGAAAUAAAAAGAAUUUUAAUAUUUGAGGCUUACGUGAGUUAAAGGUAUAUGAUGGGAAAACUUGCGAAAAAUGAUGACCUCCUUUGAUAUUUUCGCUAACGAAAAAUCGAUUCAAAAUUGGUCAGUCUGCUAUUAAAAGGACAUCUGAUCUUCUAUGCGUAGGGCAUCCUACAUAUAUAUAUAGAUACUAGAAAUUAUUUACAAAGCAAUACGUAGAUAUAGACACACACGCGCGCACAUAAUACACACAUACACACAUACAUGUAUACAGAAUGUACGCAAAACUUGAGUGUUGUGUAUACAUUCAUACAUUUCCCGCAUAUGAAAUAUAUACGACAGAAUAUACAAUCGUUACAUCGUGAUUUUAACUCUAAACAGUAUCGGCAUUAUUUGAUAAAAAUAAAACAUCGUAGAAAUCCUAUUAAGAUGUAAUGAUUAUUUUUAUCUCAAAAGAUUGAUGCGCUUUAAUUUUCGUAUUAUAAAUCCAGAUGUGACAUAAUGCAAACUUGGAAUAUUUUUGUAUAUUCACAUAAAUAAAGCAUUACCGUUUUGGAUUAACAACCAUACCUAUAUGAUAUUAGAUAUCACUAG